Messenger RNA from Archocentrus centrarchus (flier cichlid), 1852 nucleotides. Its product is annotated as nectin-4-like. The transcript is spliced from 3 exons. Bases 142 to 711 code for a protein of 189 amino acids. Gene Ontology annotation, biological process: positive regulation of T cell proliferation; negative regulation of T cell proliferation; cellular response to lipopolysaccharide. NCBI's taxonomy places the organism in Eukaryota, Metazoa, Chordata, Actinopteri, Cichliformes, Cichlidae. The record is from RefSeq and is a predicted model, not a curated record. Gene Ontology annotation, cellular component: external side of plasma membrane.
UGAAAUUUUUGAAGAUGCGGAAGAAGAUUUGAUUUCACAGUCACUUUGUUUAGAGCUUAGAUUGAAACUCUGCUCCUGUUAUCCAUGGAAAAUCCCAACAUAAGGAAUUUCUAACAAAGAUCAGAGGAAGCAAAAACAGGAAUGUCUGCAGGAGCGUGUGCGUCUCUCUGCUGCGCUCUGCUCUUUGUCUCCGUCUCUGCAGGCCAGGAAACCAUCACAGCUGAGUCUGGACAGAACAUCAUUCUGCCAUGUCGAGCUCCAAAUAACAACCAGAUCAGAGCUGUAGUGUGGGCCAAACCUGAUCUAGAAGAUGAACAUGUGUAUUUGUACCGGGACGGACGGUUUGAUCCAGGAGAGCAGAAUCCAGUUUAUAAGAACCGAGUGGAUCUGCAGGACAGACAGAUGAAGGAUGGAGACGUGUCUGUGAUUAUGAAGGACGUGACUGUUAAUGACUCUGGAACAUACGAGUGUCGCGUCAUCCAGAUAGAAGCGAGCCGCAGCAUCAAGGCGCCCAGCAUCAUCAUCUACCUGAGAGUUGUUGCUCCUCUAGGUCCAUCAGGAGGAACCACAGAGGAUGGAGGAUCUGCUGGGCUGAUUGUUGCUGUGUCCGUCUGUGCUGUGCUGCUUGUUGCUGCUGUUGCUGCUGGGCUUCUUAAAUACAGACAGCUUGAGAAACAUUCAUCACGUGGCAGAUCUCGCGUGGCCUCAUAAAAUGAUGAGGUUGAAGGUGACAGCGGCUCAUUAACAGCAGUCAGAGCUUUCAGCUGCAGCUCAGUCAGAAAUAUCAAAGAUUAAAAUCUGAAGCAGCAGCUUUGAAACAAUCUGAUCUCUGAGUGUAGUUUUUUAACCUUCUACUUUUUUAUCUUCCUGUCGAUGCAGUUUUACUAUCAAAGAUUCCUGAACCAUAUCCCACACCUGUCUGCAUUUCAUCAUCCAUAAACAGCAGUUUCAUUUCUAAAUAUUUCAGCUGUAGCAGUAAAGACUAAAGUUAAAGUUCAGUCUGUGUUCUGAUCACUGUUGCACAUGAAUCCAUUCAUUAGGAGCUCUUUGUAAUUUCAUCAGGAUCAGUGCAGAUUAAACCUGCUGUUACAGUGUAACUACACACAAACACUGUGUGUGAUGAUCUGAGUGCAGAUGAAACUCUGUGGAUUACAGACAGUCAGUAAUCUGACUGACAGAGUUCAGGAUCCUGUGAUCAGCUUUAAUUGUUCUGAUAUUUUCCUGAUCGGAUGUUUCUGUGACUUUUAUCUGAUCUGGAAUCAGUCCAAAGCAAACAACCCAUCACUGAUGGGACCAAGAAGCAGACCAACAACACGUGGUGUUCACUCAGGUCUGACCUUCAUGUGUGCAUGUUCACAGUCGUUCCUGGUGGGUGUUACAUUAGGCUGAGUGGUGUCCACAAAAUGAUGUGGGCUUCAUUUGGAAAAACGAGCUCCUCAGAAAUGCUUCCAUAAUUUUUCAGGUUCGUUUCUGUGGACCUGAAUCAGCAGAUUUAUGGUAACGCCUUUAAAUUUCACCCACAGAAGAUGAAAUGAAUUCUCCUCUUAAAAGAAAAAAAUAGAUUCAAAUCUGUCAGAUUUUAUGGGGAAAACAUAUUUAUACUAUUUUUUUUCUUUUAAAGGUUAAAGUGUUCUGGUCUCAGAGUGAUGAAGGCCGUCAGCUGAGCACAAAGUGAAUUUUUUUUCAUACAUUUUAAUAGUUUUCAGAGAACAUAUUGAUUCUUUUGGUCUCAUUACAUCAUCAUAUUUAAUGUGUUGCUGUUUUGAAAUAAAUACUUCUGUAUUUAAGGUGCUGGAUGAGGUCCUGGUCUCCAUUUGUGGAGGAUAAUAACUUUAAGGGGUUUGUGUGUGAG